UGAGAAUAUGUUCUAUCAUCAGUUUUACACAUGUUACGAAGAAAUGUAGAGUGGUGAGGACGGGGAUUGAUUUAACAUAAGUUAAUGCGAGAAAGCAUUUAUCAAACAUGAGCGACAUUCAAGAAUACUCAGAUGUGGUACAAGAAGUCCGUGGAGCUCUGAAUGCAGGCAAGCUAAAGCUACAGAGCACCAGUGUUAGUUUUAAAAACAUUAAAACUGGUAAGGUUGACCAAUACCAGAGCACAGAUGUUGACAAAGUUUACUGGUUAAAACGAGCAAGAGGAUACUGUUUAAAAUUCAUGUUGGAUACUGGUGUCAUUCACAGAUAUGACGGAUUCAAAGAAGCAGAUUUUGACAAGCUGGCCAACUUCGUUUCGAAAUAUUAUCAAACAACUUUAGAAAAACAAGACUUGUCUGUCAAGGGAUGGAACUGGGGACUUGCAAACUUCACAGGAAACUCCUUAAACUUUGAGGUGGAUAACAAGCUUGCUUUUGAAGUACCUCUCAACAACGUUUCACAUUCAACAACAUCUAAAAGUGAAGUUACUCUGGAGUUUCAUCAAAAUGAUGAUGCUGCAGUUUCACUCAUGGAAUUACGUUUCCAUAUUCCUGGGCAGCCAGCUGCAACAAAUGCUGAAAAGGGUGAAAACACAGAAAACAAAGAUCCAGUUGAGGAAUUUUAUGAGAAUGUUCUUGACAAAGCAGAUAUCAUUCAGGCAACUGGAGAAACUAUUGCAGUUUUCACAGAAAUACAUUGUCUCACACCAAGAGGUCGAUAUGAUUUUAAGAUUUAUCCAACUUUCUUACAACUCCAUGGUAAAACAUUUGACUACAAAAUCCCCUACACAACAGUUUUACGCUUAUUCCUGUUACCACACAAAGAUGGCAGACAAAUGUUUUUUGUGGUGAGCUUGGAUCCACCAAUCAAACAGGGCCAGACAAGAUAUCCUUUUAUCAUUCUUCUGUUCCAAAAGGAUGAUGAGAUGACAUUAGAACUGGGCCAGUCAGAUGAAGACUUUGAGACAAAGUAUGAGGGUAAACUACAGCGUGAGAUGUCUGGUCUAGAAUAUGAGGUCAUCAGUCGUGUUUUCAAGGCUGUCACCAACAGAAAGAUUACAGUCCCAGGAACAUUCAUCGGGAGUUCAGGAACCAAUGCUAUUAGUUGUUCUUACAAAGCAGCCACUGGAUUCCUGUACCCACUGGAAAGAGGGUUCAUUUUCAUACAUAAACCUCCAAUGCAUAUCCGCUUUGACGAGGUGUCUAGUGUUAAUUUUGCCAGGAGUGCAGGCAGUACCAGGUCAUUUGACUUUGAUGUGGAGACAAAGUCAGGCAAUAUGCAUACGUUUGUUGGAAUAGAAAAGGAUGAAUAUGGCAAGUUGUAUGAUUUUGUCAGUAACAAGAAACUCCGAGUCAAGAACAUUGGCGGAAAACUGGACCAGAAGCAGAGUGCCAACUAUGCUGAUGACAUGAACGACAGUGAUGAUGAUGACGGUGAUCAUGACGCAUACUUGGAGAGGAUGAAGGCAGAAGGAAAGGAUAGGUACAGCGAUGACGAGGAUGAUGAAACAGACAGCUCAGAUGAAUCUUUCAACCCUGGUGACAGCGGUAGUGAAGUAGCUGAAGAAUAUGAUAGUAACCCUCCAACAACAUCAGAGUCAGAUGAGGAUGAUCUGGGUAGUGGUCCAGAGGCUGAAGCUAAACGAGAGGCCAAACGAAAGGAGAAGGAAAAGAAGAAGGCCCGUACUGCUAAAACUGUUCGAGAGCCUGGUCAGAAGAAGGUUAAGCGGAAGAAGAACAAAAAUCGUGAUCCUGACAAGCCGAAGCGCCCAAUGUCUGGUUAUAUGAUCUGGUUCAACACUAAUAGGGAAAGCAUUAAGGCAGACAACCCCAGUCUGUCAAUCACAGAACUUUCCAAAAAGGCUGGUGAACUGUGGAAGGAAAUGAAAGACAAAACAGAGUGGGAAGAAAAGCAUGCCAAGGCAAAGGAAGAAUACCUUGUUGCAAUGGAAGAAUACAACAAAAAGCCAAAGAAAGGUGGAGGAAGUGAUGAAGAUGAAAGUGAUAGUGAAGAUGAGAAAAAGCCAAAGAAAAGAGCCAAGAAACCUUCAGGCUCCUCUAAGAGUCCAUCUAAAAAGGUCACAGAGAGCAGAGCAGGAGCUGGGGAAUCUUACAAGAGCAAGGAGUUUAUCUCAAGUUCUAGUUCUUCUGAUGAAGACAAACCCCUGAAGAAGAAAGCCAAAAAGAAGGAAGAAGUAAAGAAAGAAGUGAAGAAGGAAGAAAGUGAAGAAGAUAAAGAAAGUAGCGUUGGAGAGCUACCCUCUGACGAAGAAAUCCUUCCUUCACCGCCGUCAUCAGGGAAAGGAUCAGGAUCAGAUGAAACAGAUUCAGAGUCAGGCUCGGACUAAGUCAAUAUGUCAGUCAAUAGAGUGUCUAGAUGAGGUGUCAAGCAUCUAAUUCAAAGCUGUGGCAGAAUUACCAAACCGAAUGGAAGACAUGAUAAAUAAGACAUUUCUAGCAACACCUAAUGGAAUGGGAGAAGACUGGAAAUUACCAGAAACUGUUUCAUCAUCAUCAUGAGAUCUUAGAUGUAAAAUUUACAUUAAAAAAACACCCUAUUGAUCAUUAUAACAACAUAAUUUAUGAUUUUACUCUAAUAAAUGUCCACACUUAAAUGUGUAACGAUAAUUUAUUGUUUUUAAAAGAUAUAUCAUUGAUUUUUUCAUUGGACUCGUUGAUUCUUCUCUGUUCAUAAUCAUGAUUUUCAACAAGAAAGUGUUUUGUUCAAUUUAAAUCAUGACUCUAGUGCUGUAUAUCCUAUCUGGUAUCAUAUGUUAUACACAUACUUAAUGUCUGUCAUUUGUUAAAUGAUAUUAUGUUUGGACAUUUGUUUGUGGUGUCUCAAGUGUAUAAGAUCAAUAUGCUACAGCUACUACAAAACACUUGAUGUUGUAAAACAUUUGAAUGCAAGGCGAUGUCAGAAAACUAUAUCUUCAUAUUUCUCAAGAAUCUUUUGAACAUGAUAAAAAAAUGAUAUUAGUUAGAAUUUCAUGUGAGUAUUCACUUUGAGCCUUGUUAAAAUGAAAAUGUGAGUAUGCGAUUCAAAUAUUAACACAGAAUUUUCUUUAUUGAAUAUCCUGAGAGUGCACUGUUCUCUAGUGAAGCUGACACUUUUUCAGUACAAAUGAUCAUCUUAUUUUCAGGGCAUUGUUAUUUUAAGUCUGAAAGGAAAACUUGUGUUUGAUAAUUGUGUACAGAAGUAUUGUAACAGUAUUGUUAAGAGAUCUGCUAUAUAAAGUGAAAUGAAAGUUA
Ylistrum balloti is the source of this 3309-nucleotide messenger RNA. Its product is annotated as FACT complex subunit SSRP1-like. The coding region runs from base 108 to 2405 and encodes 765 amino acids. NCBI's taxonomy places the organism in Eukaryota, Metazoa, Mollusca, Bivalvia, Pectinida, Pectinidae. Gene Ontology annotation, cellular component: nucleus; FACT complex. The record is from RefSeq and is a predicted model, not a curated record. The transcript is spliced from 17 exons. Gene Ontology annotation, molecular function: histone binding; nucleosome binding; DNA binding.